UGGAAAAGAGAGACGAUUGAAACGGAAGAAAAACGCGCAAACCGCCUAAGAAAUCCCUACUAUUCUUUGUUCUCUUUUCAUAAGAGAUGAUAAUUCAAAUCGAUGAUCCAUCCUGCUAUCCCUAACUAACACAUCAGAAAAUCUUGCACGCCGCCUACAUCUCCGGCUGUACCGCCGAUCAGAAAAAUGUUAAAACGUCAACAUGAUCGAUCGGUGUGGUGGGUAUCAGAAGAAAUGUCGAUCACCAUUUGGGUUUAAUUAACCCAAUAACCUUUUUGAAAAUCAAACACUCAUGGAGGCUAAUAUUGAUGCUAACAAGUAUGCUAAAGAAUUAGAAGUGGGUGUUAGAGUUGUUCAACUGGUAUGUUGUCUGUGUCAGAAGGUUCAAAAGGGUUCGAUUGGUCCGAACCCUGAUCAGGUCAUUUCAAAAGACGAUGAUUCACCUGUUACUGUUGCCGAUUGGAGUGUACAAGCAACGGUUAGCUGGAUGUUAUCCGAAUUAUUUGGUAGAGAAAAUGUCUCGAUUGUUGCUGAAGAAGACACGCUAACACUCUCCGAUGCCAAUGCCACAAGUUUACUAGCAUCUGUGGUUGCAACCGUGAACGAAAGUUUGGCUAUGGCACCCAGGUUCGGUCUUAAAAGUCCAGCCACCCCCCUUGGGGCUUCAGAAGUUCUUGAUGCCAUAAGCCGAUGCAAUUCAACAGGGGGUCCAGUGGGACGGCAUUGGGUCCUUGACCCAGUUGAUGGAACUUUAGGGUUUGUACGUGGAGACCAGUAUGCCGUGGCUCUGGCUUUGAUUGAAAACGGGCAGGUUAUGAUUGGAGUUCUUGGGUGCCCAAAUUAUUCGAGUAAAAAGAAAUUGGUAAACAAUUCAAGCGUCUCGAAAUUAUCGUCGGAUUUGUGGCAAGAAGGGUGUGUUAUGUACACAAGAAAAGGUAGCGGCCAAGCUUGGAUGCAGCCGUUGGUUCAUAGUGACGGGAUCUUGGAGUGGCCUAAUUCGGCUAGCAUUAUACGGGUUUCUUCCAUUGAUAACCCUGCAAUGGCUACAUUUUGUGAACCGGUGGAGAGAGCCAACUCGAACCAUUCUUACACUGCUGGACUCGCAUACAGUUUAGGGCUUAGAAAGCAGCCUUUGCGUGUGUAUAGCAUGGUGAAAUACGCAGCGAUAGCUCGUGGGGAUGCGGAGAUAUACAUGAAGUUUGCUAAAGCUGGGUACAAGGAGAAGAUAUGGGAUCAUGCUGCUGGUGUGGUGAUUGUGGAGGAGGCUGGCGGGGUUGUGACGGAUGCUGGUGGUCGGCCGCUGGAUUUCUCGAGAGGGGUGUAUCUCGAAGGUGUCGAUAGGGGGAUCGUUGCGUGUUCCGGGGUGAAUUUGCAUGACAAAAUUGUUGGGGCUGUUUAUGCAAGCUGGGAUUCCUCUCACCUAUGAAACUAAUCUGACAUGGAAAUCAUAAGUUGCAGGCUCUGUUUCAAGAUUCACUAUUGAUGGUUCACAAAAUCAAACCAGUUGGUUUUUGUUAGUCUCAUGUCGGUUAGACUUGGACCAUUUUUCCCCUGUAUAUCUUGGAACCUUUGUCCUCUGUUCAAGGCCACUUUUGGAGAGUAAUAUGAGAAUUCUACGUAUCCUUA
Messenger RNA from Cynara cardunculus var. scolymus (artichoke), 1626 nucleotides. Its product is annotated as PAP-specific phosphatase HAL2-like. Gene Ontology annotation, biological process: phosphatidylinositol phosphate biosynthetic process; sulfate assimilation. NCBI's taxonomy places the organism in Eukaryota, Viridiplantae, Streptophyta, Magnoliopsida, Asterales, Asteraceae. The coding region runs from base 293 to 1426 and encodes 377 amino acids. The record is from RefSeq and is a predicted model, not a curated record. The transcript is spliced from 3 exons. Gene Ontology annotation, molecular function: 3'(2'),5'-bisphosphate nucleotidase activity.